AUGGGCCUCUUUACCAGGAGUCGUUCCUCUGCGCAAUCUCCCAAAACUGAAAGCAAGAUGAAAAGGCUGACACUGAACCCCGCCCGACACAGGCAGAGCAAGCUCGAGCGUGAUAAGCUGGAGGAGUUGGAAAAGGCCACCCACUUUGACAAGAAGGAGUUGCAGCAAUGGUAUAAGGGCUUCCUCAAGGAUUGCCCCUCCGGCAUGCUCACCAAGGCCGAGUUCCAGAAGAUCUACGCACAGUUCUUCCCCUUCGGCGACCCAUCGUCAUUCGCCGACUACGUAUUUAACGUAUUCGACACGGACAAGUCUGGCACCAUCGACUUCAAGGAGUUUAUCUGCGCCUUGAGCGUCACGAGCCGCGGCAAGAUGGAGGACAAGCUCGACUGGGCCUUCCAACUGUACGACAUUGACGGCGAUGGCAAGAUCACCUACGACGAGAUGCUGAAGAUCGUUGAGGCGAUCUACAAGAUGGUCGGCUCAAUGGUCAAGCUCCCCGAAGACGAAGAUACUCCCGAGAAGCGCGUCAGCAAGAUCUUCCGCAUGAUGGACAAGGACGAAAACGGCAGCCUUGACAUGAAGGAGUUCAAGGAGGGCAGCCAGCGCGACGAGACAAUCGUAUCCGCCCUCUCCUUGUACGAUGGCCUCGUCUAA
This is a messenger RNA of Neurospora hispaniola, 654 nucleotides long. Its product is annotated as putative neuronal calcium sensor 1. The transcript has 3 exons. Gene Ontology annotation, cellular component: intracellular membrane-bounded organelle; membrane; cytosol. The coding region runs from base 1 to 654 and encodes 217 amino acids. Gene Ontology annotation, molecular function: calcium ion binding. NCBI's taxonomy places the organism in Eukaryota, Fungi, Ascomycota, Sordariomycetes, Sordariales, Sordariaceae. The record is from RefSeq and is a predicted model, not a curated record.